UGUCGUGUUUCCUCCCGUUCUUUAUCGAGAUCCCCAAAAUAAGUGGGAAUGGGCAGCGGCUGUUCAGUCUUUUCUUCUACUCACCUUUCCUGACGAUUAAUUGGAGGGCCUGCUCAUACUCAACAGACAAGAGAGUUUUGUGCCCACCUUGGUGGCAGUUGUGGAAAGGAAUAUGCCUGCAGGACAAAGAAUAAUGGCUAUGAUGCUUUUUGGAACAGCCCUCCUUUCUCUGGUUUUCUUCAGCUCCUGCAGUGGAGAUGGUGGUGCAAUGGGAACAUCUGGAACAACAAGAAGACCUGCAACAUCUACUGAACCUCCCAAAUCAGUACCAACUUCACCAACUUCACCAUCUGCAGGCAGUGUAUCCCCUGCAGUGGCUGGAAAAAUGUCUAAAACUACAGAUAAGAUCACAACAAAUACAUCUAUUUCUUCAGCAAACACAACACAGUCAACGACCCAAACUCCAGCUAAAGGAGGGGCUGAAUCAUUAACACAGACGCCUAUGACUGCUUCAACCCCCAAUGUAACUCUAUCUGCCAAGGUUAUUUUUCUUACAGAACACCUUAACAAGACAAUGGAUAGGCCUGACACUUUAAACAGUACGAUAGACCCAUCACAGAAGGCAACUGAAGCAACAACAACAAAUACCACAGAAAAAAGGGAGGAUCAAUCGCCUACUGAUAGCAGUGCAAAGGAUGAUUCUUCAUAUAGCAGUAUUCUUUUGCCAGUCAUCAUCGCCUUGAUAGUAAUAUCCCUUGUUAUUUUCCUCCUGAUGGCUUUGUACAAAAUAUGCUUGAAGACAACUCCUGAGAGACAAGAAAAUGGAACUGAACAAGCCCCAUCGGAUAAAGAGAAUGUGAAACUUAUCUCUGUUAAGACAACGUCUCCAGAAACUGGAGAGCAGUCUUCUCAAGGGAAGAAUAAAACUCGUCAGCAUAAUGAUUCCUCUUCACACUUGAGCAACAAAUGUGUGUGAAGAAUUCCUGUUUUAUUAUUUCCCCCUGGAAGAAACCCAACCACUGACCAAGGCAUGACUUUCUCAGCUGUGUGAUUCAGUGCCUUCUACAAACCUACAGGCAGAAAGUGCACACUUACAUCUCCACAAUUUGUAUUUACAUGUCCAUGUUUUCCCUAUAGGUCUCAUGUUUUCCUUAGAGAAUUAUCUUGGAAUCGUUUUGAAAAAAAUAUCUUUUGAGAUCUCUUUUGUAUUUUUUCCCUCAGUGUCUACAUAACUGGUGUAUAGUACAUAUUUAUUAUUUUCUACGUACAUAAAAACAAUGUAAUAUUCACAUCUUACAAAACUAAGGUAAAAAUCAUUUGAUAUGUCACUAAUGAAGCUGUUUUGUAUAUAAAAUAUUUUCUAUCUGUAAUGGAAGAAAAAUGUUAACAUGUUUUCUUAUGCUUCCAAUAAAAAAAAUCAUACCAAACUCUCAAAGAUUGGACCAAAUAGAGACAGAGAUUCAUGCUAGACUAGAUUGUCAUUUUCUACCUGCAGCAAGGUGAUGGUUGCCUCAGGUAGCAAGUUUCAAGUAUGAAAAAUUAACAUUUUGGGCUCUUCCUUACAUCACUCAAACCCAUGCCGAAGUCUUCACACAAAACCCAGGGAGUGUUGUUACAUUCAGCCACCAUGAAGCCCCUCAAAAGAAUCCCUUAAAAGUUUUUUUAGAAAACUUACUUGGCCACCACUAUGGUUGUCCUCGCACCCUCCUGUUGCGAGGAAAUAAUGUGCCAGGAAGAGAGGUGAGGAGCCUCAGUGCGAGAAGGAGCAUAAUGGCAGCCGGAUAGUGAGGGGGGGGGGGGUUUGCACUUAAGAGCUUAUUUCAGGGCUUGGGGAAAAGGAUGGGUGUUCUCUCGUUUUUUCGGGCUCCUGGAAGCCGAAAAACCAAGAUGGUUGUGUGAAUUGGGCCUGGGGAUUGCGUGAUGCAGUCCCCUGGCCCAAUCCACACAGAGUCCACACCUGGCAAGACCGGAUCUUUGUUCCAACUUAAUUUGAUUUUACUGGAGGCGUUGUUUGGAUGUCUCUGGUAAAACUGCAACAUGCCCCGAUUUAUGGGCCUGCCUGGAUAGGCCCUUUGUUAGUAAUUUAGGCCAGUGUUCCACAUCAUCUGCUUCAUUAAGUAGCUAAGUAUACUCAACUAAGUAAUUAUUUUCCAACCUGACAUAAAUAUCAUUCACUCAUGUGCUUAUGGAAUACAGUGUUCCCUCACUUAUUGCGGGGGUUACGUUCCAGGACCACCCACAGUAAGUGAAAAUCUGUGAAGUAGGGACGCUAUAUUUAUUUUAAUAUUUAUACAUUAUUUUAGUAGUUAUAUAUUAUUUUAAGUCUUUAUCAACCAAUUGUGUGUUGAUAAAGUGCCUCUUGGACUCCUUUUCUCUCCCUUUGGCUUCUCCUUCCUCCCUUCCUUAGGCUAUUAAUUAAAAAAUUUUAUGAUUUAUAAUAUUCUUUUACAGUUUAUUGAAAAACCGCAAAAGAGCGAAUCAGCAAAAAGCGAACUACAAAGUAGUGAGGGAACACUCUAGUUACAAAUAACCAGGUAACAUUUUCAUAUUCCGUAUUGAUACUUAGUAAUGCUAGUGACACUAUUGUCACAAUCAGAACUCUCCGCCACACUCCCAUCUACUAUACUGGGCAUCUGUUGCAUGGGGAGAGGGAAGUCCAUUCUGCUAGUGAUUGGAGAAUGAAUGAAUGAAUGAAUGAAUGAUGUUUCCAUGAGUUUGAAAGUGGGGUCUAGAAGAGGUUGUUUAAUACUGUUUAUAUUUAAUCAUGUUUUAAUGUUUGUAUAUUUGUAUAUUUUAAAUGGUUAUGCUAAUGCGUUUAUGUUAAGCCGCUUUGAGUCCCCUUCGGGGGAGCUAAAGCAGGGUAUAAAUAGAAGAAGAAGAAGAAGGAGGAGGAGGAGGAGGAGGAGGAGGAGGAGGAGGAGGAGGAGGAGAAGAAGAAGAAGAAGAAGAAGAAGAAGAAGAAGCAGCAGCACCAUCUCACCUAUUAUACUCGAUAUCAGCUACAUGGGGAGAGGGAAAUUCAUUCUGGCGAGUGAUUAGAAUAUAGGUGAAUGAUGUUUCCAUAACUUUGAUGGGCAAGGGGAAGAAGCUAAGAGAGGAUACUUGUUUAAGAACACUUACUAAACAAAGAGUAAAGCUAUUAAGGAACUAGACAAGAUCUUGUAGUGUAAAUAUGUAUCAUAGAAUAUUAAAGUUAGGAUCAUCCAUGCCUAUUUCAUAUUUACCUCCUUCAAAAAUACAGAACAAGUAAUGGGAAAACACGAAAAGGUGACAAUUGAAGAAUCCAGCACCUAGAUCGUAUUAAUUUCUACCUUUGUAGAAGGACAAUUUCAGGAUAAAAAUCUCCUCUGAAAACAUCCUUAUUUUUCCAAGCACAGAACUACAUAAGAUAGAAUUUCUAAUAGUCAUUUUCAGCUUGCACAAUUCUGCAUUUUCAGGUAAAUAUUUGAUGAUGAUAGCUACAUGGGAAGCAGAACUGCUUAAGGCUUCUACUCUCCUGUUACGGUGGGAACAGUAAAGCUUCCUUUUUUCAUAAUCUGCCUCUCUUUGCACCAAUGCCUUCUAAAUGGAAAAGGGAGAGAAUGCUGCUUUGUACUGGAAACUCUUUAUCCUCUGUCACUUUUCAACUUACUUGUCACUGAGCUUCUUACAGAUCUCACAUAAAGGGCAAGCAUGCAGCAAUUUUCAAAUGGCUAAAGGUAAUCCAUAUACUUUAUACUUUCAGGCAACUUUGUUGUUCACCAAAAGCAUUAUGAAACAAGGAUGCAAAACUGGAAAGGUUUUCUACUCUGGUCUGAACUAAUCAUUUCAAUGGAAACCAAACCUUAUUUAAGGGAUUAGAGUUUAAGGAGGAAAAUAUUUGAUUCUUAGGACAUUUCUGCUGAAAGCCAGGUAUCGUUGUACUCAAGUUGGCUUUCCAAAUGUUCCAAAAAGUGGAAUAUCUACUUGCUGGAAUGUUGUUCUGUAUUCAAAGACUGGUACAAAAUGUCUGGAUCUCCUACAUCAUUCUAGAAUGCCUUAUUUGACUCUCCUGAACAUUCAUCUUAAAGCUCUUCAGUGUUUCUGCCAUAUUUCAGAAGCAUGUUAUAUUUGCCCAAUAUAGGAUACUUUCAAAUCAUUCUGUCUCCUAUCAUUAUGCCAAAUCUUGGGUGCCACUAGAGCAGGAAAAGGCAAACUCUGGCCCUCUGCUGUUCAAUAUUGUGGGAGUUGAAGUCCGAAACACCUGGAGGGCCAAAGUUUGCCCAUGCCUGCACAAGAAGCAGAUCACCAAGUGGAAUCCAGUUUAAAAAAAAACUGUAGACUUCCCAAGGGCAGGCAACUCAUACAUACUUUCAAACAUGGGUACUGUUCCAUUAUCUAGGUGGCCACCAGGGGUGCUAAAGAAAGAAAGAUAGUCUGUUUUAGGAAGGGAGUUGAAGGAAGAAAACCAUUUUCCCAAUUUUUGCUGGUUAUUCCCCUUCCCUACUUCCCAUUUCAUAAAUGAGGGUUGUUUUCACAACAGAGACAUGGGGAGGGGGGGAUAACAGGAAAACUGUUUUCCUCCUUCAAUCCAUCUCCUGCCCCCCAUAAAAUGGACUAUCCUUAUCACUCCGGCAACCCCUGGUGGCCUCCGCCCAGAUAAUGGCACACUACCCAAAAAUCUUCCAAACCAGAAACCACCUCCAUCCACAUUAUCUCCAUCUUUACAACCUCACUUAACCAGUUAGCAAGCAGAAAAAGACCAGGGACAUUUUCCCACCAGCAUUAUAGAAUGGAAGCCAUGAUUUCAUUUGCUCCUGUAGAUUUCUGGGAAAUGUAGUUUAGGGAAGUUGAGGAUCUUUCGAUAAGAAUUCCAAAGGCUCUGCCCUAAACUACAUUUCCCAGAAUUGUGUAGGAGCAACUCCAACUAUUGCCUCCAUUCUAUAACACUGGUGGGAAAACGUCCCUGAUGAUCUUUCAUCCCAUACCCUUUUAUCUUUAAUCAUAGACCUUUCUAAAAAGCUUAGCAAUAAGAAAAAAAUUUUGAGGGACCACACAACUAGGGUCAUCAAUUCAAGAUCAUCCUGGGUGCUAAGGUUUCCAGACCAAAAACUGAGGAAAGAGGGAUGUCUCCUGGUGAAUUCAUCAUGCAUUAGGUGCCAACUGUGAACCUAUGAACCCUAUGAACCCGCACGUUCUCUUCGCUCGUCAGGGGAGGCCCUUCUCUCGCUCCCACCACCCUCGCAGUCACGGUUGGUGGGGACGAGAGAGAGGGCCUUCUCCAUCAUGGCCCCCCGGCUUUGGAACUCGCUCCCUAGAGAGAUCAGACAGGCCCCUACCCUCCUAUCCUUCCGGAGGAGCUUAAAAACCUGGUUCUUCCAAAAGGCCUUUGAUGUUUAAUUGUUGUUGGAUUGAUCUAUCUGCCCAUUCUAUAAUAGCCCCAUUCUUGAUGUGUUGCCAUUGUUAUACUGCAUUUUAUUGUCCAUUUCAACUGUGAAAUUACCUUUCCCCAUUUCGGCACAUUCUGCACUUAUUUGCCCGGGAUCUAUGAAUUAGUCUCCAGUUUUUAACAUUGUAUGCUUCAUGUUGAUUUUAAUGAUUGUUUUUUACUGAUGUUGAUGUUUUUAUUGGGUUAAUUGUGUUAUUGCUUUGUUAUUGAUAUUUGAUUGUUGUAUCGGGCAAGGCCCCAUGUAAGCCGCCCCGAGUCCCUUCGGAGAGAUGGGGCGGGGUAUAAAAAUAAAGUUGUUAUUAUUAUUA
Molecule: messenger RNA, 5715 nt
Organism: Anolis carolinensis (green anole)
Lineage: Eukaryota; Metazoa; Chordata; Lepidosauria; Squamata; Anolidae
Gene: emcn
Product: endomucin
Exons: 14
Coding region: 173-976 (267 amino acids)
Source: RefSeq, a predicted model, not a curated record